AUGACCGGCGCCGCCUUCCUCCUGCUGCUCAUCUUGACAGAUGACGGGUCCUGCAAAGUGUGCAGCUAUCAGGACGUUCUGGACUACCUGAACCUGACAGCGGACAACAGCGUGUUUAAACUGACCCGGCCCGUUCGGGACCACACACACAUCACUGUGGUGAAGCUGGACAUCAUCGUCUAUGCCAUCCUGGCGGUGGUUGAAAAAACACAAACGUUUGUUCCUUUCAUCUGGGCGUCAAUGCAGUGGAACAACGAGUUCAUCUCAUGGGACCCGGCUCAGUUUUGUGGAAUCACUCAGAUUUCGGUUCCUAAAGAUCUGCUCUGGAAACCAGAUCUCUUCAUCUACGAGAUGAUAGAGAAGGACGACUCGCCUCAGUACCUGAACAUAUUGGUGAAUUUUGAUGGCACCAUCAUUGCUGGUGACGACAUUCGUGUUGUCAGCACCUGCAAGAUGGACGUCCACAGGUUUCCCUUUGACACUCAAGAAUGCAGCAUAUCGAUUGGUUCUGCAGUUUACUGCGAGAAGGAAAUGCGAAUUCUUGCCUCUUCGAACUCGUCUCGAGUUACCCAGUUUUCACAGCAGAUCAUGAAGACGCAGGGAGAGUGGGAGUUCCUGCGUCUGUCUGUCAACAACUCCCUUCUUACCUACGAGAAUAGAAGCUGGGACAUGCUCAUGUAUACAGUCACCAUAAAGAGAAGGCCCCUCCUCCAUGUCAUAAACUUCCUGUUGCCCAUCCUGUUCUUCCUCUCCCUGGAUCUCGCCUCCUUCUUCAUCUCGGACCAUCGAGGGGAGAAACUGGGCUUCAAAGUCACGGUUCUGCUGGCCAUCUCUGUCCUCCUGGUCAUCCUUAAUGACAUUCUGCCUGCCAUGUCCAACAGGACUCCACUGAUAGCAACCUACUGCAUUGUGGUUUUCGCUCUGAUGCUGCUGAGUCUUUUGGAGACGAUCCUGGUCACGUAUCUGAUUGAAAAAGAUGAGUUCAGCCCACAGGAGAACCAGGAGAACAAGCAAAAACAUACCAAAACUAAGAAUUGUGACAAAGGUGAGAAGCAUCAGAACAGUAAGUCUCACAUUAAUGCAUUGGUGCCCAACUUGUAG
Xiphophorus hellerii (green swordtail) is the source of this 1101-nucleotide messenger RNA. Its product is annotated as 5-hydroxytryptamine receptor 3A-like. Gene Ontology annotation, molecular function: transmembrane signaling receptor activity; extracellular ligand-gated monoatomic ion channel activity. The record is from RefSeq and is a predicted model, not a curated record. NCBI's taxonomy places the organism in Eukaryota, Metazoa, Chordata, Actinopteri, Cyprinodontiformes, Poeciliidae. Gene Ontology annotation, biological process: monoatomic ion transmembrane transport. The transcript has 8 exons. Gene Ontology annotation, cellular component: membrane. The coding region runs from base 1 to 1101 and encodes 366 amino acids.